Molecule: messenger RNA, 2880 nt
Organism: Hevea brasiliensis (rubber tree)
Lineage: Eukaryota; Viridiplantae; Streptophyta; Magnoliopsida; Malpighiales; Euphorbiaceae
Exons: 8
Coding region: 1-2880 (959 amino acids)
Source: RefSeq, a predicted model, not a curated record
AUGGCUCCUAGUAAAGGAUGGAUGGAUCUUGUUGGUGAUCGUCUUAAUGAUAUAUAUUUACGUGGGGUUGAGGAAUUUUUAGACUUUGCUUUUAAGAAGACUGGGAGGCAUGGGGAAAUACGUUGUCCAUGUGUCAAGUGUAGUAACACGUAUUCCGCCACACGAGAAGUGGUAGGGACACAUCUCAAGGUGUACGGAAUAAUACAUGAGCCUAGCAAUGAGAUGCAUGACAUUUUAAGGGAUUUAUAUCCAGAGUUUUGUGGUCAAGAUACAAAUGAUAUGGAUACGGAUAUCUUCGCUUGUGAUAUUCAUAAAGAGGAACCGAAUGAGGAAGCGAAUAAAUUCUAUAGGUUACUAAGAGAUUUUGAGCAACCAUUAUACCAAGAUGAAUUAUUACCUCAAGGAUCUAAUUUGCCACAAUCAUAUUAUGAUGCAAAGAAAGUAAUUCAAGAUCUUGGUCUCUCAUACAAAAAAAUUGAUGCAUGUGUAAAUAAUUGCAUGUUAUAUUGGAAAGAGGAUGAGAGGCUAGAUUUUUGUAAGAUUUGCGGCUAUUCUAGAUGGAAGACUGAUAAAUAUAAUGGGGAAGACAAGGUUAAAACCAAUGGGAAGAGAAUACCAAAAAAAAUUCUGCGUUACUUUCCACUAAAGCCAAGACUUCAAAGAUUGUUUAUGUCCACAAAGACAGCGUCUUUGAUGAGAUGGCAUAAAGAUAAGAGGGUAGAUGAUGGAGUGAUGAGACACCCUGCUGAUUCAAUGGCAUGGAUUUCCUUUGACAAACUACAUCCAAAUUUUGCCUCAGACUCUCGCAAUGUGAGACUAGGCCUUGCUAGUGAUGGAUUUCAACCUUUUGCCAAUUCAAAAAUGCCAUAUAGUCCUGAGGUUCCCGGAGAUGCAAUUGAUAUCUAUCUUCAACCUUUAGUAGAAGAACUAAGAGAGUUAUGGGAAACUGGUUGGAGUACUAAGGGAAAGUUGGCUUGUCCUUGUUGUAAUAAGGACACCUGUUGGAUGAGGUUGGCUAAUGGAGGCAAGCAAUGUUAUAUGGGUCAUCGACGAUAUCUUCCUCUUAAUCACAAAUGGAGAAAUGAUAACGAAUCUUUUGAUGGCACAAGGGAGCGAGGGUUACCACCCAAGCCACUUUCAGGAGAUGAUAUACUUGAUCAAGUGAAAAAUCUUGAAGGGGUCAUAUUAACUAAGGCUCCUCAUAUGAAGAAAGCAAUCUCACAUGAUGGUAGGGGGGACAAUUGGAAUAAAAAGAGUAUAUUCUUUGACCUUCCAUAUUGGAAGACCUUAUUGCUACGUCACAACUUAGAUGUCAUGCACAUUGAAAAGAAUAUAUGCGAUAAUAUACUAGGGACAAUCAUGAACAUAAAGGGAAAAACUAAAGAUGGCAUCAAAACUCGCCUUGACUUGCAAGCAUUAAAUAUAAGGCCAGAGUUACACCCAGUACAACAGGGGAAUAAAGUUGUGAUACCUCCAGCAUUGUACAGUUUAUCUACUUCUGAAAAAUACAGGCUUUGCCAAUUCUUGAAGCAGUUAAAAGUUCCAGAUGGAUUUUCAUCCAAUAUUUCUCUUUGUGUAAACAUGAAAGAGAGUAAAAUCUCAGGAUUAAAGAGUCAUGAUUGUCACGUUCUUCUAUUACAUAUACUUCCUCUUGCAAUACGUGGUUUACUUCCUAAAGUAGUAUAUGAACCACUUGUUGAGCUGUCAUUGUUCUUCACUCAUUUAGGAGCAAAGUCAUUAAAGGUAGAUGUAUUGGAGCAAUUAGAAAAGCAAAUUCCUAUAACUCUUUGCAAGCUAGAAAGGAUCUUUCCACCUUCAUUCUUUGACAUUAUGGUGCAUUUGCCUAUGCAUUUGGCUAAUGAAGCUAAAAUUGGUGGACCAGUACAAUAUCGUUGGAUGUACCCAAUAGAACGAGCAUUAUAUUCAUUUAAGUCAUGUAUUCGUAAUAGAGCUUGUGUAGAGGGUUCAAUUGCAGAGGCAUACAUUGCAAAUGAGUGCAUGACUCUUUGCUCAAGGUACUUGCAUGGCAUUGAGACAAAGUUCAAUCGAAUGGAUCGCAACUAUGAUGGUGGCAAUAAUAAAAAUAAAGGAGGCUUAUCAAUUUUCUCCAAAGUAGGACGAGGAUUAGGUGCUAGUAAAACUCGUGAUCUUGAUACACAGGAGUGGGAGCAAGCUUAUAUUUAUGUAUUAAAGAAUUGUGAUGAAGUCCAGCCAUACAUCGAAAAGUAUUCACAAUUGCCAGCAACCAAUUUAGUAGGUAUGUCAGAAGGUCAAUGGAAUAAAAAUUUUGUUAGAUGGUUUAUGACGAAAGUUGCGUGGUUGCAUAAAAAUGACUCAAGUCCAAUGAUGGGAGCCCUACUCUCAUUAUCACGCGGUCCUGCUCGAUAUGUGACAUCUUUUUAUGGUUACAUUGUCAAUGGGUAUAGGUUUCAUACUAAAUAUCAUGACCAAGGAAGACGUGUGGUGUUAUUUCGUUGUAAUUGGUGGGAUGUUUAUGAUCGAGUGAGGGGGGUUAAGAUUGAUGAAUAUGGGGGGGUUAGUGUUAAUUGUAAACGAACUUUGAAAACAAAUGAACCUUUCAUUUUAGCUAACCAAGCAUCACAAGUCUUUUAUGUUCCAGACAAUAUUCACAAAGGCUGGCAUUGUGUGAUAAAGGCACAUCCUCGAGAUUCUUAUGACAUCCCAUUAGAAGAAGACAUUGACCCUGUUGACUUGAAUCAAUUAGGUGAAGCAUAUCAAGCUGAUGAAUCUGUCAAUCUUGAAUCUGGAGAAACAACUACAGCUGAUGCAAAUGACCAAAUUAGUUGGAAGAGGAUGGAUAUAGAGCCACAAAUAAUUGAUAUAUCUUUAACACAGAAGAAAAGAAAACAUGGAUCAUGA